AUGAUAUUUCCAGCUAUAUAUGUCUCAGUCACCUUGUUUUUAAUUUCGUCUUCAUAUGGAGCAGACCCCAACUUCUGUCAAGAACUCUUUGUAGAGGUUGAAUUAGAUGAUUGCAAUACAACCCACUUAACCAAUUUAGAAUCCAAGUCGGAAAACGGUAUAUGUAACCAAACUCAUGCCCAUAUGGCUGUCAUAUUGUAUAUACCAUAUAAAGAUAUAGAGGUUUUUUCAUAGAAAGUAUGGACAGAGCGGCGAACGAGCCAACCUCGUUCCCAGGCUCUUUGCUUCACAAGAGGAAAGAGCCUGGGAACGAGGUUGCGAACGAGCGAGGUCCAUGCAAAAAACAGAGGUCUGAUAUUUCACAGUACAGACCGAACAAGCGAGGUCAAUAAUCGUUUAUUAUGUGGCUGAACUGAGUCUUUGAGCAUAUGCUUUUCGCGCGAAUUAAAUCGGCUAUCGUCAGUUUCACUGGGUAACAAUAUACGGUAGGCAUGCAUGCCCAAAAAUAAUUUGGUUGUUUGAAAUUUUUAUAUGUAAAGCACAAUUGGAAAUUUAAAAUGCAAAAAAAUUUUCUGUGUGCAAAGCAAAAAUUUCCCGCCAGAUAAACGACAUCCGGUCCGGGACACCGGUCCAGAUAUGGAAAAUACGGACCAGGGUCCGGAUAUGGGUUUUACGGACCGCUUGUCAACCAAUCAGAAUAGAGAAUUUUGAAAAGCCAUAUAAUAAUAACUUCUUAUUUAUCGAACGCUCGGUAUGUACAGAGAAAUAUCGGACCGAGAUCUUUUUUUAUUUAUUUAUUUACUUUGCCAUCAUACUUAUACAUUCAUUGGCUGGGAAACCACAACAGCUAUUGCCAAUUACAGCGGCCCCAAUAGUUAUGCUGAAACAAUUUACCAGGUAUACUAAACACACACAAUAAACAAUAAUUAAACAACAGUCAUUACAUUAUGUCUAAAAGCAACAUAUCAAUGGAGAGUGCAUUAAACUUCGAGCGGGAUUACAUUUUAUACACACACUUUUCCAUGUGCGGGGAUCUUCAAUAUCGUAUGUAUUCACUAAUGCUAAAAUAUAAUACUUAAAAAGAAGAUUUUUGAAUUCUGAAAAUGUUCGGUCUUUGGAGGUAAUAUGAUCAGGUAGUGUGUUCCAUAUUCUUGAUGUUCGGAUUUUGUAAGAUUUUUCCUAGGUUGACGUCUUGUAUGUCGGAAUUUUAUAUUUGUGCGAGUUGGGGUUAAAUUAUCUUGUCUGUCUUUGACCCUGAGGUUGAGGAAAUGUUUUUUUUCAAUAUUAAUUAAAAAUGUCGUGAUUUGCCUUAUAGAAGAAUACUACGUCCAGGUAUUCGUGCCAGUAGCUGAGAGCUCGCAAACUGGUUGCAAGGAGUCGGUCUCUAUAUUCUGUAUCACAAAUAAAGUGAACAUUUAAAAUGUAUUUAGUUGCACGCCUCUGAACUCGUUCUAGUUAGUUUUCUCCAACUCAACUGUUUGGGGCGCCCAUACUUGGGUGACAUAUCCUAAGUGUGAGCGAACCAGAGAAAGGAACAGUGUUCGUCGAAUUGCUAACUCGCGAAUAUUGAAAGUUGAUAUGAUCUUCGAAUAUACCCCAGCAUUUUAUUAGCUUUUUUACUUUGUUUUGUAACUUGCUUUGACCAAGUGAGAUCAUAAUUCGUCCAUAUACCCAAAACGAGUUCGCAAUCAGUCUUUUCUAGUGUACAUGUGGUAUUUUGUAGUUGAUAAGGGAAAUCUAUUUUGUUGUACUUCCUGGUGACCUGGAGGGUUUUACAUUUUGAUUUGUUAAGAUGCAGACCAGCAUUAGAUGAGGAGGAAUUAAAGUUGAGAAGAUCAUUUUGUAAUAACAUUGCAUCGGUCCUAGAGUUAAUCACUUUAACAAUCUUAGUGUCAUAAGCGAAAGCUGCCGCGUUCGAAUUCACGAUGGAAGAAGAUAGAUCAUUGGUAUAUAAGAGGAAAAGUAGCGGGCCAAGAAUGGAACCUUGUGGUACUCCGGUUAUCACUGGUAGUGCUGUCGAUGUUGCACCGAGAACAGUAGUUUUUUUUCGGCUAUUUUUCUAGUAAGAAUCAAACCACAUUAAGAGAUUUCCUCCGAAUCCAAAUUCUCUGAAACGAUGUAGAAGACGUACGUGACUAACCUUAUCAUGGAAAUGCUUUUGACAUAUAUCCAGGUAGAUCACAUCAAUCUGCUUUCCGAGAUCUAAUUGGCUGUCGAUGGUAUCUAAAACUUCAAUUAGUUGUGUCACGCAUUAUUUUCCGGAAAUGAAGCCAUGUUGGCAAGAAUUUAUUUGACUGAAAGCAUGUUCUUUGAUACUAAUGAAUAUGCAACGCUCCAAGACUUUGGAGACAAGUGAGAGAAGAGAAAUUGGCCGAUAGUUUUCUACAUGAUCUUUAUCCCCCUUUUUGUGGAUGGGUACAACAUUGGCAAGUUUCCAUUCUCGACUCUCGAGGUACUAUUCCACUUUUUAAGGACUUGUUAAACAGAAGGCAUAGAGAUGGAGCGAUUUGAUAUGCUGUUUCGUUAAGUAAUCUUGCUGGGAUUUCAUCUGGAUCAUGCGCUUUGUUGUUAUCGAGAUUUGUUAAAACUUAGCGCACUGUUCCUUCCGACAAAAUAAUGUCAUUAAAAAUAGUGUUAGUGGUUUCGGAUAUAGAUUGUUGAUUAACAAUAUUGAUAGGAUCACUCUAGAAGAUUGAUACAAAGUAGCGGUUGAAAAGUGUUGCGAUAUCCCUAGGAUUCUCGGCAUAAUCAGGAACAUUGUCGACACUCGUUUUUAUUGAAUUUUUUUCCGGCACAGAACAUGUUGCACCUUUUAGUUUAAUUAAAUGGUGACCAGAAACGUUUGGAAUUUGUUUGGAUGUUUGUGCAGAGAGAGGAAAUGUAGUUGGAUCGGCUGAUUUUUAUCAUAAUUGUAACUCUGAGAGUUUUAAACUUGUGGCGGAGAUAGUCACUGGGAGAUUUUUUCAAUCUUUGUCUUAAGGAAUUCUAUUUGAUGUUGUGCAAAAUUUCACCAGUAAGCCACGGCACAUAUUUUCGACUUCGAAGUCUUUUGGUUGGGAUAUGAUUAGCAACUAUUGUAAGGAAAGUACUUUUCCAGAUCAGCCAGUCGUGGUCAAUAUCGCCUUCCACUGAUAUUAGAUUGGACAGAUUCUCGGAUUCGAGUGACGAUCUUAAAACAUCGAAAUUGCCACGGUGGUAGUCGUAUACUAUUCUAUUCAUAUUCACUGGCGAUUUUGGAGAUAUAAGGACAUCAAAGAGAAUUAUAAGCCAAUUGUGAUCAGUGAAAACUUCUGCUUCAGUAGGAGAUAAAACUCAUGAAUAUUUACAAGGUUGGGAACAUUGGUAAGCACAAGGUCCAGCACGUUGUUGCGUCUAGUUGGUUUGUUGUUAAGUUGAGAUAAGAAAUAGUCAUUCAUUAAUUCUAAGAAUGAAAUUUCAUUGGCUCCUUAAAGUCACCAACAAGGAUAUAUUCUCAUAGCAGCUGCAAACAUCAUUUAGAUAGUGGUUAAAAUUGUUGAGUUAAUUUUGAUCAGCGUUAGGUGGACGGUAGCAAGAGCAAAUCAAGAGUUGACUAUUUCAGGUUGUAGUUAUUUCAGCAGAGAUAAUUUCUAGAUAUUGAUUUUGAUGAACUUCUCACACCGACUUAAAUGAAUCAGUUUUAAUUGCAAAUAAUACUCCACCGCCUUGAGUUUCGCGAUCUUUCGAAGUAUAGUGUAAUCGGAGUUCAGGAUUUGUGAAUUAUCAAUGUUUCCAUUGAGCCAAGUUUCAUUGACACAAACAAUAUCAAUUUGUUCAGAAUAAACUAAGUCUUGAAAGCAGUUUAGUUUACAAACAGUUUCAGAUUCUUUUAGUUUAUGAGUGCUCAUCAAACUACGGGCAUUCAUGGCUAAAGCAUUUUACUGAUGUAUUUACAUGGGCAUUACAGGGACCAGGGUUAAUAGUAACGUCUCCUGACAAUAAAAUACAUAACAGAACGUGCAAGUUAUUAAUCUUGAUUUGAAACAGCAAGCCAUAGCGAUAAUUACAGGAAAAUGAACAUUUCCUUAUAUUUAGAUCACGUGUUGAUACCAGAUGUGGCUUGGUCUACCAGAUAUAUAUAUAUAAGUUCUGCAGAAAUAAUAAUAUUAUUUGACGUUGUGGAGGUGUUUUGUGAAACUAGUACCGGUUGAGAUCGAGGUAGAAGCAAGAGAUAUAAAGCAAUGAAUAAGAGCCAACCAGAAGUCGAAUUGGGCAAGCUUCAGGGAGUGGGCAAGUUCAUUGUAUUAACCUUUUAAUGCGGGGAAAUCCCCACGAGUGAAACCAGAUAUGUUGAUCUGUGUGAUUAUGUUCGCAGCGACCACGUCCAACAAGAAUACAAAAAUUAGUCAUCAAAUAUUGCACUCAAAAACCGCAAAAUGAAUGAAAAUUGUGCUAUUCAUGAGAUAAACAGAAAACCAACGCGACGCCAGACAAAAUUUAAAUACAAAAGUUUAAACGGUCAAAAUAAUAAAAGUACGAUGAAUCACGAACAGUACAUCCAAAUAACACAAAAAUUACAUACGAGAACAGGAACACAAUUUACAGUUCACUUAGAAAGUUACAGGUGAUAAGAACAAACGAUGACAAAGAUAUUGAAUAUAUGAACCAAAAUAUCGGGUUGUAGUGUGAGCAUCACAGCAAUAUCAUACAAAUCGCCAAAAGAUAAUCCCAAAUAAUUCCUUUCGACUAAAUUUCACCAACUCUAAAACACCAUGAAUAAAUGAACCAGAUUAAUUAGUAGAUCACCAGUUCGGUCCGAUAUUUCUCUGUAUACAUACCGAGCAAGUGAGGUUAAUAAAAAGUUUAUUAUAUGGCAUUUAGAGGCAUUUGUACUUGAAACAAGCAAGACAUGCAUGAUUUGAAAUGCAUAUUAGUAGCGUGGUACCCAUCUACAUCUAUUUGCUAAUCUGUAAGUAAUUGCUUGGACCAUAUUUAAAAUGAAUGAAGUUAGGACACACUUCUAUAACUGAUUAUUUAUGUUUUUGUCUUUAUUUAUGUAAAACUGGUCGGUUCAUCGUCACGUGCACGGCUGAUAGCAAUAUGCUUUCACCCAAUGGCUAAUGAUCACUUAAUUGAAAACCUUGCAAUUACAGGCUGACAUGCCGAAAAAGAAACAAUGCGGGCGUGAUACGAUUUCCCGUCCAUGUUUUGCAUAAACCAAGACAAAAACCUGGACAUUAUUUAUGCUUGGAGUUUCGUCCUUGGGCUUUUAUUCCUAUUAACAUUAAUGUGAAGGGCUGAAUCGUUUCCUGUUUACUCAUGCGAAAGGUUCUGGCACUUUUGUGUAGCUCACAUAAUAAUUAUAGUGGUGGCACUAUUUUAAAUACUAUUACUGUCUAUAUAGAUGAAGGGGCUUUGGAGAUCAUCGAUGCGACGGAGUCGGAUUCCCAAUUUGAUGGCGAUGAAAUUUUCAAACUUCACUGUUGUUUUUACUCCCACCCAUACUGUCCAACAAUUACCUGGUAUAAAGACGGCGUGGAGAUUAAAGAUGAUCACCUUACAAUACGCAAAAUAAGACAGGGACUGACACUCAAAGUUUUUGCCAAAUUAGAUGCUGGAGGAAAUUACACAUGUAAUGCGACCACGCCUUAUGGGGAA
Messenger RNA from Paramuricea clavata, 5616 nucleotides. The record is from the annotation of a GenBank genome assembly. Lineage: Eukaryota; Metazoa; Cnidaria; Anthozoa; Malacalcyonacea; Plexauridae.